AUGUUUAAGUUUGCGAUCGUCAGUAUUGCCCUGGUGGGAGCGGCUCUUGCGCUGCCCUACGAGCAUCACGGAUACAUCAACGAGGUCAAGCACAUCCCGUACAAGUACUACGGUGGCAUGGAAGGAGGUAUCGGAGGUGGAAUCGGUAUUGGAGGUGGUAUUGGCGGAGGAUUCGGAGGAAGUGAGGGUGGCUACAAGGAAGAGAGCGGUCUGGACUACUACUCGUACCCGAAGUACAAGUUCGAGUACGGAGUGAAGGACUACCAUACCGGAGAUCAUAAGAGCCAGUGGGAGAUGCGUGAUGGGGAUGUUGUCAAGGGAGAGUACACCCUGGAUGAGGCUGAUGGAACGAAGCGUAUCGUUGAGUACUACGCCGACAGCAAGACUGGUUUCGAGGCCAAGGUUAAGAACAUCGGACACGCUAUCGAGGGAAGUAUGGGAGGACAGGAAGGUGGAAUCGGUGGCGGAUACGGCCACGGAUACAGCUACAGCAAGCUCAAGAAGUACAACUAAGGCG
Messenger RNA from Culex pipiens pallens (northern house mosquito), 517 nucleotides. Its product is annotated as adult-specific cuticular protein ACP-20-like. Gene Ontology annotation, cellular component: extracellular matrix. Bases 1 to 513 code for a protein of 170 amino acids. The transcript is spliced from 2 exons. The record is from RefSeq and is a predicted model, not a curated record. Lineage: Eukaryota; Metazoa; Arthropoda; Insecta; Diptera; Culicidae.